AUGAAGCUGAAGCUCAACAGAGCGUGUGAUCUCAGCUCCAUUUCCGUCCUUCCUCCGCAUUCAAGGAGGAUGAGCGGAGUUCAACCUGGAUCGCAGCCAUCGCAGCUUAGGUCGCAGCCUUCGCAACAAUCGUUUCCACAUGGAUUUUCAUCGCAGCAUGGCGUCUUCUCUCAGCUAUCUCAGACUUCCCUGGAUGAAGCUUUCACCAUCGAUCAGAGACUUAAUUCGCAAGAGGAGGACAACCGUGUGAAGAAGGCUUCGUCACUCCCUCCAACAAGACGUAAUUCACAAGAACAGGACAACCGUAUGAAGAAGGCAUCGUCACUCCUUCCAACUAGCGAUGUGCACGAAGAGAGUCAGUUUCCAAUCACGAGAUCUUCUGGCAAUCUAAUGAGAAAAUGGAGUCAUGGCUCCGAGGCAGAAUCCAAAUGCCAUAUGAGCCAAGAGCUUGAGCGCCGCCUUGGAACUAUGGAGAACUCAUUAAGCAAAGUUGGCAUGAUGUUGGAUUCUGUACAAAGUGAUAUUAUGCAAUUAAACAAAGGGACAAAAGAAGUGCUGCUGGAGAUGGAAGGGAUACGGCAGAAGUUACUUGCCCGUGACACUUCACUGCUGACAAUGGUAACAGAACUUACGAACAAGGGACUUGGAGAUGUCAAAUCAACCUUGGAUGGGAGCUUGAAAUCUAUGUCUGAGAAACUCGAAAAGGAUGCAUGGCAGAACAGAAUUGAUGAGAUAUUCUUUCUUUUAUCUGCCUUACCUGGACAAAUGGCGGACUCUCAACUGAAACUACAAGAUCAGCUUCGUGCAACUUGCAGGCAGGAAAUGCAGGCAAUGAUCUGCAGCCUGAGGACACCAAACCCGGAAAAUCCAUGCCUUGCGUUGCUUCCACCAAAGGAUGCUGGCACUCCUUCCCCUCUUCAAAGAAAGCCAGGGACAGUCGAGAUUCAAGGCGUGGCCCCCAAGGUGUCUGCUCAAGCAACUGAUUUUCCAGGGGAGGAAACCCUAGGAUGGAAAUCCAUCAAGCGGGGAGGAAAUACAAAAUCAAGGGGAAAACGGCAAGAGGAGCAGAAGCAUCAACUUGUUUCUUACAAUGAGCCAACAUCAAGAAAGCAGGAAAGAAAUGAAAGAAUUAGCAUUGAUUCAGAUGAGGAGAUUGAUGGAGGGCUGUCCUGCCUAAUCGACCCAAAGGAACCAGGUACUGGAAACUAUAUGAUGGACGAAGCGAAGGAAGAGACAGAACGAAUACUGAGGAGAGCACGAAGGAGAAAGAGGAAAGCAUGUGCUCCUAUCCUUAUAGACUGA
This is a messenger RNA of Linum trigynum, 1302 nucleotides long. The record is from the annotation of a GenBank genome assembly. NCBI's taxonomy places the organism in Eukaryota, Viridiplantae, Streptophyta, Magnoliopsida, Malpighiales, Linaceae.